Molecule: messenger RNA, 1178 nt
Organism: Camellia sinensis
Lineage: Eukaryota; Viridiplantae; Streptophyta; Magnoliopsida; Ericales; Theaceae
Source: RefSeq, a predicted model, not a curated record
UCAGUUGGGUUCGGUUCAAUCCAAACGCUUCAGACACAGUUGUCAGAAGAGAGAGAAACUCUAGAGAGAGAGAGAGAGAGAGAGAGGGAGAGGAGCACGAACGAAGAUGGAGGAAGAGCGCAGCAACAACAACAGAAGCAGUAGUAGCAGUAGUAGUAAUGGUGGUUUGGAUACUGGAAAAUCGGAGAGAUCGGUGUGGCUGAUGAAGUGCCCACUCGUAGUGGCGAAGUCAUGGCAGUCUCACUCCGCCGCCGCCUCCUCCGACUCUUCGCCUCUCUCCAAGGUCGUCGUCUCCGUCGACGCCCUCCGCCCUGAGGAUUCCUCUUCCCUCCAGUUCACAAUGGAGAUGGCUAGCAAUGAGAUUGGGAACAUGCCAAAAACCUACUCGUUGAACAUGUUUAAAGACUUUGUUCCAAUGUGUGUUUUUUCUGAGACAAAUCAAGGAAAGGUUGCAAUGGAAGGGAAAGUGGAACAUAAAUUUGACAUGAAGCCCCAUAACGAGAACUUGGAGGAGUAUAGCAAAAUGUGCCGUGAAAGGACAAAUAAAUCAAUGAUUAAGAAUAGACAAAUACUGGUGAUUGACAACGAUCGUGGAGUCCAUAUGAGGCCUAUGCCUGGAAUGGUUGGCUUGGUUGCUUCUAGUUCUAAGGAUAAGAAGAAAACAGCACCCAUUAAGGCACCAGAAGUGAAAAGAACUAGAAGGGAUCGUGGAGAACUGGAGGAAAUUAUGUUUAAGCUUUUCGAAAGACAACCAAAUUGGGCCUUAAAGCAGCUAGUCCAAGAAACAGCUCAACCUGCACAAUUCUUGAAGGAGAUUCUGAAUGAGCUUUGUGUCUACAAUAAAAGGGGAACAAACCAAGGAACUUAUGAGCUCAAGCCUGAAUAUAAGAAAUCUGUUGAGGAUACAGGUGCUGAAUAAAUUGUCUUUUGUCUGACUGUAUAUUUGAUUGUGCAAGAUAAAAUUAAGCUUAGGGAAGAAAAGUCGUGUUUUCUCCAUUGGCAUCACCUCUGUUCUUUACAAAAUCCACAUGGUGUGAUCAUUAACUUUUCUUGUUAAACUUAGGAGGUUAGAGACAAUAAAAGAGACAUCUACUCUUAUAUACUUGCUUAUCAACUCUAUUACUCCUCUUUUGCUUAUAGUUGUUUCACUUGCUAAAUGAAUUCUGUCAUUUUGUUUA